AUGAAAGUCACGAGCAUCCAGUUCGAGAGCUGGAGCAGAGAGAUUCAGAGCAAGUAUUUCCAGCCUCACAGGCCCAAAACCCCCCAAUUCCUGGCGGCUCUAAUGGGUCGGUCCGGAUUUGGCAAACACAGGAGCUCCCCCCUACGGUGUGGUCGAGUGGUACAAUCCAGCUCUAAAGGUGGGGACUGGUCUCAGCCUGUAGACAUCAACGCUCAGGCUCGUAAGCUCCAGAGGAACAGGGCGAAGGGGACGCUGACACUGCCCCGAUCCAGCAACUCAUCCCUCUGCCGCAGCCUCAGUGAAACCAGCCUCAACCAGCUGGGAGUCGGAGAUGAGCCCAAACGUUAUUACUCUACUCUGCCCGGGCCCUUAAGAGGCCGAGAACGUGAGGUGGCCUCCAGCGGCCGGAGGAAAGAGGAGGGGAAUCAGGGGGGAGGAGGGGUGAGGCACUCUCUCUACCAGUCGCCACAUCUCCUCCUGCUGCAGGGAUACAAUCGCCAGGACUGUCUGGUGUACCUGCUGAACAGAGAGCAGCACACGGUCGGCCAGGAGACUCCAUCAGCUCGCCCCAACAUCUGCCUGUUCUCUCCUGACAUCCUGCCUCUCCACUGCCGCUUGCGCAGAGUCCCUGCACCCCGUCGCCAUGCCAACAACAACAAGGGUGAUGAGCUGGCGGAGAACCAGCGCUCCUGUGUUGCCGUUGAGCCUGUCCUCCACGCCACCGUCCUGGUGAACUUUUCCCGCUGCGAGCGUUCCACCACGCUGCGACACGGUGACCUCCUCUCAUUCGGAUCGCAUUACAUCUUCCUGUACAAGGACCCUACGGGCGCUAAGCCUCUGCCUGCUCAGACCUUGGCACGGCUUCGCACCCUGGGACAGCUUUACGAUGCAGGCAUGGAGGAGGGAGAGGGUGGGGCCCAGACUUGUAAGAUGUGUGGUUCUGUGCUGAAGGACAGAGCAGCGAAUGUGUCGAGCACUCCGGCGGUCAGACGCAGCUUCAAGCCUCACCUGGUGAAACCCCGCAGCGUGGGGACAACAGCAGGAGGACCCCCCCUUAGUUUGUCCGGAGUGGAAGGAGGCGGAGGAGGAGGUGGAGGAGGAGGAGGAGGAGGAGGAGGAAGAGGUCAGAAAAGGAGGCUACAACUGGAGUUUGACCAGACUCAUGAAGACCAGCUGUUGAGCAGGAUCGUGUCUCUCAUCGAACCUGGAGGAGACGACCACAAGCUGACGCCAGCCUACCUGCUGUGUCUGUGCAUACAACACUCUGCCUCAACCUUCCCUCCCGGCAGUUUGUUGGACUGUAAUCCAUUCCCGGUCGACAGCUCUGAGCCGUGCUGGAAAGGAGGUGUAGGGUUUCCUGAACCUAUACGCAGGGUCUUGCAGGUGUUUCAGAAUGCCCAGGAGCUUUUGUAUGGUUAUGAGGUCCACCCAGAGAUCCAGGCUCAGAUGUUCGCUUACCUCUUCUUCUUCUCCAACGUGUCUCUGUUUAACCAGCUGAUGGACAAAGGUCCAUCUCGGGGUUGGUUCCAGCGCUCCAAGGUGCUGCAGAUUCAGGCGUGUUUGCGAAUGGUCAUGGAGUGGGCGAGCAGAUCCAGUCUGGGACAUCUGGCCGACAAAUUCUUCACAAAACUCAACAGCACGGUGUCCAUACUGGCCACAUCCCCGCAACAGCUCAAACAGCUGAGUUGGAGAGCGUUGUCCAGCGAGCACCCGUCUCUGAAACCAGUGCAGCUGCACAGGAUUCUCACUCAGUACCAGCUCACAGCAGAGAUCGGCCCUGUCCCAAUAUGGCAGCCCAGCAGUGAGGACGAGGCGUACAUUUACAGAACAGUGGACCUCCUGGAGAGCUUUGAGAACCACCCCCCCAUCGUGUUGCCCAGCGCCGGCUUCAGAGUGGACUUGGACAGCGAGUGUGUGGAAGACAGCAUCUACAGACAGCUGCUCUACGUCCGCCACUACCUGUGGGGGCUACGCACCAAGACGCAGCCACACGCCAACACUCCAGGCGUGCACACGCAUUCAAACGGAACCAACACGGCCGACUGGCCGGACGUUCAGAGGGAGCUGUUGCCUUCCACCCACAACAGCCCCCGCUCUGGAGGUCCAGGGGACGAGGCGAUGGCGGAGACAGGAGAGGAGAGAGGACGGGACAGACCCUCAGGCCAAACACACACACACAGCCUCAGAAGGAACGGGACUAUUCACCACCCACGGACCGCAAAUCCUGACCCGUCCUGCCUCUUGACCCCUCCUAACACCCCGCUGUACCCUGAUGGAGGAGGGGGAGGGGUCCUCGGGCCAAUCCUAGGCCCCAGCACUCAGACUAACGGCUGCGGCAGAACAGUGGCAGAAUGCAAGAAGACCAACGGGCUCAUCACCAACGGACUCGAGGGGUGUAUUAGUGGGUGUGAGUUUCCCUUCCCUGUAUCCUCCCCUGGCGUCCCUCCCCUUCCUGAUGACUUGUGUGUGGUGUUUGUAGUGGAACUGGACAAGGGACCGUACGGACUGGGCAUGGGACUCAUAGACGGCCUGCACACUCCUCUCAACGCUCCAGGCAUCUACAUCCGGACUCUGAUCCCCGACGGACCGGCUGCCUCCGACGGACGUCUGAGGAUCGGAGACCGCAUCCUGGCAGUGAACGGGACCAGUCUGAUAGGAGCAGACUACCAGAGCGCGGUGGAUCUGAUUCGUCUGGGAGGAGGCCGACUACGCUUCCUGGUCGCCAAGUCUGACCCCGAGGUUUCCGAGAAGAUCAGUGCCUCCUCCUGCUGACCGCCUCCGCCGCCCAGCUAAGAAACGCACGCUCUCCACAGGUAGGACAGUGAGGGGUGCAGAUGCGUGUGCCGACGAACACGGUGCACACAUACGCACCCCGAGUGCGUGCAAACGCCGCAUGAAGUAUAAAUGCAAAACCUCUAGUCAGCACAAAGCCAAUCAAAGUAGAGGUAACAGCUGCCAGACCUGCCCUCACCACACUGACUCCUCCAGGGCCUCGGUGACAGACAGAGCCUGUAACCCACCGUGACGUCACACUAACCUGCUGCGAGGGAAGUUUUCCUCAUUAAUCGGCGCGUGAGGUGGGCGGGGUCUAACGAGCCAGUCAGAAGUCCGAUGUGGUUUAAAAGCACAGUCGACUGAAGGGUUUGUAAGUUCAGUCCGCCCUCGGAGCAUGUGUGCACACUGGACUCCC
This is a messenger RNA of Paralichthys olivaceus (Japanese flounder), 3190 nucleotides long. The record is from RefSeq and is a predicted model, not a curated record. Lineage: Eukaryota; Metazoa; Chordata; Actinopteri; Pleuronectiformes; Paralichthyidae.